CCUCUCCAAACGCACCGCCCGGCCGCCCUCCAAUUGACACAAAUCUACGUCCUUGCUAGCACCAAUCAUGUCGGAAGACCGGGAGAAGAAGGGUAUCUCCCUCCGCAAGAAACGUACAAAGGACCGCUCCGGGAAGGGCAGCAAUCGACCAGCGCCUCAAAUCAGUGCUCCACUGGAGAUCAGUGGUCCUCGGCCUGCCGGUCUUGCUGCAGCUCCUGGCCCUGGUCCGGGACGACCUUCCAACGACUCGAGUCGGUCAGGACGACCACUGGAUGCACCCCGAGAACGCCCGCAAAGAAACAACACCACAGCAGAGUUAGUCAAGAGAAGGUACUCGGCAAAGAUAACUCAGCUUCCCUCAGACUUCCCUGGAAAUGGCGCUCCUAUGCCAGACAUGCCGAAGCUGCCUGCUCAGUUUCAGCAACAGCAGCCUCCGCCACCAUCGAGAGACGGACGACCUCCGGGAGCCUCAGAUCGACCAGGCGUGAGGCCAAACAUACAAGCGCUACAAGAUCCGAAUCUGAAGCCGGACUAUUAUGUAGGCAAGGCGCUCGCAGACGCAUCCGAAGACGAUAUUCGUAGGUUUCAAGAUGAUCUUCGCAAAGUUAAAAACCGGACCUCGCUAGAUCUGCAACACAACGUAUAUCAGAAUCGCACACAGUUCAUCAAGAUCAGUAAAGAGGCGGAGAAACUAAAGGGUGAAAUGCGCACCCUCAAGCAGCUCAUGUCUGAAUUAACGGCGACCCUGGGACAGACCACAUCUGGGGCAAAUCAAAAUGGAGAUGCCAUCACAGCGCGGAAGGCGGCAAAUCGUAGUUCGGUUGCCAAUCUUGAAGCGUUAUGGAAUUCACAGCUCCAUCAGCUAUGGAAACGGAUUGAAGGUUCGCAAAAGUAUUUACCCGCAAUUCCUGGGCGCCAUGUGGUUUGGGAAUCAAGAAAAUGGGUCGAACUGAAUGCUGCAACGUGGAAAGCUCGACGGAGAGUGCAUAUCAUCCUGCUGAACGACCACCUUCUCAUUGCCGCAGAAAAAAAGCAACGAGGUGAAGGCGCUCAAAGCUCACGCGAUAAAAAGCCUGCUGCUGAGUGGAUGGCCCAGCGAUGCUGGCCCCUACAGGACGUCCAGCUAGCAGACCUGUCGCCGAAGAACAAACCAGGUGGGCAAGACAACAAAUCCAGCGCCGCCAAUGGUAUCAAUAUCCGUGUGGGGAGCGAGUCUUUCACAUAUGCCGUAUACCCAGGCGAGGAUCAAAAUAAAGUCCAACUCCUAUCUACCUAUCGUAAAGCAGUAGAGGAUUUACGCAAGACCCAGGAAGUCGAGAUCGAAGAGCGAGGAAGGGCGCAAGACUCGUACAAUUAUUUCGCCACACGAGAUCCCAACAUCCUUCAGAAGAAGGAAUUGAUGGAAAGCUUGUCAGAAAAUGCCGCUAACAACCGCGCGAGUAUGUUUGUGGAUAUUGAGGGGAAACAGCAGAGUAUCCGCUCCGUAGAGACUCAGUUGGACGAACUGGAUAUUGACAUUGCAUUACAAAACUUUGAAAGUGCGGUCAAAAAGGUCGAAAAGCUGAAGUCAAUGGCAAAGGGUAUACGAGGGAACUCCAUGGCCCAAAAUAUCGUCACAUUCAAGGUCAAUGAACGAGCCACGAAAUCAGCCAAUAUUCUUAUCAGACGACUGGUGUCUGAGAACAACUGGACAACUGCGGUCAAACAGCAUGUCACCUGGAUAUCUCGUUUAGGAUAUGAAGACCGAGCACGAGAAGCUUACCUAGAAGCUCGUGGCAACCUCAUCAAAGCACGGUCACGGCAAUGCACUUUUGAGGGAAAUUUGCCCGAUUACAUCUUUCAAAUUUCGUUUAUUUACUUCACAAUUAUCAAGAACACGGUCGACAUUUACCAGAAAUGUUUCACGCAGACCUUGAUGUCUGCCUGCGUUAAAUGGGCGAAAGAACACGUAGACGCUUUCAAUGCACUCCUCAAGCGGCAACUGAGCAGCGUCGAUUCGAGCAGCCCCGUUUGGAAGGAAUGCAUGGAUCAAGCGCGCGAACAUAUUACGACCUUGAGAGAGGUUGGGUUGGACUUUUCGGAGUUGGUGGGGAAGGGGUUCAUAGAGCCAGAAGUGAAGCCGGUAGGGUUGGGGCUGAGCUCGUGA
Periconia digitata is the source of this 2146-nucleotide messenger RNA. The record is from the annotation of a GenBank genome assembly. Lineage: Eukaryota; Fungi; Ascomycota; Dothideomycetes; Pleosporales; Periconiaceae.